CUCUGAGGCGCGCACGGCACAGAGCGCAGCGCUGCCUGCUCCGCGCUCGCCCCGCAUCGCCCGACGAGCAGGCAAUCAUGAGCGAUCGGAAGGCAGUGAUCAAAAAUGCGGACAUGUCAGAGGAGAUGCAACAGGACUCGGUGGAAUGUGCUACUCAGGCCUUGGAGAAAUACAACAUCGAGAAGGACAUCGCUGCUCACAUAAAGAAGGAAUUUGACAAGAAAUACAAUCCCACGUGGCACUGCAUCGUGGGAAGGAACUUUGGCAGCUACGUGACUCACGAGACCAAACACUUCAUCUACUUCUACCUCGGCCAAGUCGCUAUUCUUCUUUUCAAGUCUGGUUAGAACCACGGACUGUUACUGAAACUUGCACCUGGGUACAGGAUCUGCACAGUGACUCCCACCUUCAGCCUUCCUGGGGAAACAGGCCUUGAUCUCCAGGUCUUUUGUUGUAUUGUUAAUGGUCAGGGAUUUUGCUGUAGCAGCUGGUAUUUUCAUUGUGGCUAUAUAAAAAAGCAAAAAUGUCUUCCUUGUAUUUAUUUUCUUUCAAAAGAUUGCUUCUUUGCUAAUAAAACCGUUGGAACUAGUUUA
Molecule: messenger RNA, 593 nt
Organism: Myiozetetes cayanensis
Lineage: Eukaryota; Metazoa; Chordata; Aves; Passeriformes; Tyrannidae
Gene: DYNLL1
Product: dynein light chain LC8-type 1
Exons: 3
Coding region: 78-347 (89 amino acids)
Biological process (GO): microtubule-based process; cilium assembly
Cellular component (GO): cytoplasmic dynein complex
Molecular function (GO): dynein light intermediate chain binding; dynein intermediate chain binding
Source: RefSeq, a predicted model, not a curated record